AUGGGUGACCACCUUGAUCAACAACAGCAGAUUGGCGCAGACCCAGGCGCAGGUCUGCUGGGAGCCAUCGGAGGCCAACAUCCUGCAGGAGGACUAAUCGGAGCUGGAAAUGCGGCUGCCGGUCUACCUCAAGGAGGACACAAUGCGCAGGCAAUCGCAGAGGCAGCAGCCAACGCCGCUCUGCAAGCUCAAGUGGCAGCCAUGGCUCCAGGCGUGGAGGUCCUGCAACACCAUCAGCAGGCGGCUGAUGAAGCGGGGCUUGGUGUGCCCACGCAAGCGCAGCUACAAGCUUUCAACGUGCAAAUGCAGGAUGUCUCGUAUGAAUGUUCGUCCAAGCAGCAUCUAUUCUUCAGUCGUUGUUUCUUGCAGGAACGCAUCCGGGACGUUCUCCGCCCACCGGCAUCCAUCUCGUGGACCCCGUUGACUCUAGUGGCCGCGGCCAGGGCUUCGGACUGUCUCACAGUCCAGCAGACGCAGAAGUUGCAAGACAUGAUUAUCAAGCCCCAACUAGCCUCACAGGUGGAAACUUCUUCCCUCAAAUUGAAACAAGACGAACCUCUCACGAAAGAUGUGGUCUUCCGUGCCUUUUUCGAAGUGGCGGCAACCUGUAUGGAAGCGUCGAAUAUACCCGAGGUUGCUGAGGGCCCGAACAUGUAUCAGAGAACUGCCAACGCGAUAUUCGCUGACAGUAUUCGCCUGAUGUUUACUCAGCAGAUCAGACUUGAAAGGUCCAUGCAGCUCCAGCUAGCGGAAAUGUCCAGGGCUAUGUCUGCCCAGCUGCAUGCCGCCACGGUCUCGCUAAAAAGGGACAGACAGGACAAGGGCGACGACACCAACAAGAAGCGGAAGAUCGGUAACCAACAGCAGAAGGUGUGCAUCAACUGGCUCAAAGGGACGUGCAAGAACCCGAAAUGUUCCGAUGCACACAAAGGCCCGCUGAACAAAUUAAUGUUCUUGAACGAACGAUUUUGCAAAGGAGCGGUGCCACAAGAUCGCCUCAUCUCGUUGGCGGAUAAAGAAACGAAGUAG
This is a messenger RNA of Amoebophrya sp. A25, 1029 nucleotides long. The record is from the annotation of a GenBank genome assembly. NCBI's taxonomy places the organism in Eukaryota, Dinophyceae, Syndiniales, Amoebophryaceae.